GAAAGUACAUUCCUAUGCUCCAUAUUAUCUAUUGCCUACAAUUUUGAAUGUAAAUCCAAUUCUCUGAAAUUGAAACCCUAAGUCUCUGCACCGACACCGACACUGCAGCCGUCAAUGGAAGCAUAUCUGGUGUAGAAAUUGCAUCAGAGAAACAGAGAAUAUUCGAUAGGCGGGAGGGGAUCUGAACUCUUUUAACGAGCAACAGACGCUUCAGUGAGGUUUUGCUUUGCUUCGCUUAAGUUUGGUAAGAGAUGCAGCAUCGGUGCCACUAGAUGUAGUGUGUCAGUGUGCGGAGUCUCCGUGCAAAUCCUCAAAUCCAAUGCCGACACAAGCCGCGACCUCAUCGCCGAGAUCUGUCGAUGCGCCAAAGUGCGUGUGACGGCGCGCGUGACGCUAAAAUUCAGUCUUCGACGUCUUACGAGUGCUUGCAGAUUCACACUUUCGGUGUGGGAUCUGAAAGACGAGGCGGAUUGUCAUCCGGUUUGUGGGUCGCAUUCCGUUGUUUCUGAUUGCAACGUGGAGAACUAGUCGUCGAGAUUGCGUCCAACUUGUGUUCAUGUGAUCUUACAAUCAUUCAGAACAUGAGGCUAUUGGAGAGAUGUUCAUUGAUGAGUCCGUGCUUGGCGCCUCGUGGAUUGGCCGGUUCCUUGACGAUACUCGUGUGCAUCGGUCUAGUUAUCGAUAGAGUGAAUUUUGAAGCUUUCAGCAGUUCUCAGAAGGGCGUAGAGUGGCUCUCUGGCGCAGAAGCAUCCGAUCCAAUAAGUUUCUUCAGUGCAAAGCCUUCCCCUGAACUUGCCAGACCUAAGGAUUUAACAAGCCAUGCACCGGAAAACAGAGGUUCAGACUUAAAUUCCUCUUCCGAAUUUGCCGAUAUCGAAGCUCCGCUGCACAUUGCUACAGAGCCAGCCGCAGCGAUAGUUCGAACUGCACCUCGUGCGCCAGAAGUCGCCGAUGGGAGUUCGUUUGACGGGGAUGAACAUGCUAAUGCAGAGAAAAAUUCGUCAACCACCAUUGAAGAUGGGGCUGAUGCAGGGGAUUCGAUUGACUGGGAUACGGGAUGGGGGGAAAUAGAUCUGGAUCAGAUUGCGAGUUCGCCUAUUGAGGAAGAAUCUGGUAAGGAUAAUGUGGGCCAAGAGGAGUUUCAGCUUGUCCCAACUGCUUCGACCAAGUGGGUUUACGAUGUCUGCUUGUUGGUUUCCACUGGACGGAAGCCCAAUAUCGACCGACCAGCCCUGCCUUACGGUGAGCUUUACAGACUCUUCAACGCCGCCAAGGGUGCGCCGAAUGGGACGGAGCCUUGGAGCAGCCUCAGCGAACGAAAAUUGUAUGUAGGGGGCGACUUCUCAACAAUCCUUUGUCUCAUGGUGAGCGACGAACUUGGUCCGUCGGUCGAGUGCUCCAACUACAACAAGUUCGGCGUAAAGACGAAUCAUUGCAAGCAUUUGGUGGUUGGAGAGACGAAGAGAUACAGCCCACAACCAUCAUGGGAUGACUUCCGUAGAUAUGGUUUUCUCUGGAACACCGUGGAGAUUGUGAACCUAGACGUGGAGGAUCCCGCAAGAAACCCUCCGAUUUUGCCAGAGUCACAAUGGCGGCCGACCAUUGUGACGGCUUUCAGCAGCAAUAAAGCGGAAGUUGGUCUCCUUAUGCUCCGAUCGUUAGGCAAAGUGGCGGCCGAGCAAACGGAAUUCAAUGUCUCUGUGGUUGUGUAUACGCUGAACAGGUUUCCAGCCAUCGCCCGACGUGUUUUACUCUGUGUGAUUAAUGAGCUUCAGACUGUGUACAAGGUCCCAGCGGAGAUACGGCAAUUCGAUUUUGACGCCUGGCCGUCCUGGAUGCACCUCAAUCAGACACUUAGCCCCAACGCCGGAAGUGGAGAAUACGCGUGGAAAGCCAUAAUAAUGCACACGGUGCUUCUCGAAAGGGGCUUUGUGUACUGGGCCAAUGCUGGGGAUCGCUUCCGAAGCGCCAAUGGUUUAACAUCAACCCUGCGUCACUUGGAGAGGAAAGGAUUUACAUCCCGGAUGUCCGGCGGACGUGUUAAGGAUACCACUCACGUGAGGCAGCUGGAAUAUUUUGGAGCAAACAGACGCCCCAUCACCGUGAUGCCAAACUGCGACACCUCUGGCAUUGGCUUCACUCUCGACAGGUACAAGCAACUGGCACGUCCAUGGUACGAGUGCUGCAUUACGCGGCAAUGCAUAGCUCCGGAGGGAUCCAACCCAAUGAACCACCGACAAGACCAGUCGGCUCUCACCGUGCUGGCCGCGUUCUCCAGAGAUAGUUGCGAAGGGGUGGCUUUCGAUGUCGUCAAGCAAAUUGACCACUCUCCGAAACAUUACUUGAUUGGUGUGAAUGCAACUCAGUGUUACAAGGACCCUCUCCACUUGAGAUGGCGUUAGUUGAAUCAUCGUACGCUCGAUCACAUCAGUUGGCAUUCCUUUUUACUGACAGUGGCCAAGGCCUUCCACACGGGUCAUCCCUCAAGUGUCUGCGAUGUCCUCUCACAUCUUUUUUCCAGAUCGAGACCAUCAGCCCUGUCUUUUCGGAGUUAGCAUCAUACGGCUACUGCCACCCAACAGCUAUGCGUUGAGGACCGAUGCACCUGCCAGAUUCAGACUCUGCCCAAAGCUUGAGUAAGUUAGAAAGAGCCUGCACCAAAUAAACGGUAUGGAGCAGCGAUGGUCUGUUGCAUUGAAGUGGCAGAUUUGAGCCACUGAACUAUCAUAACAACGAACCAAAUUAGAGCAGCUGCUUAGGAUAACAACGGCCGGCGCGGCGCUAGAGACACUCUCACAGUGUUCACGAUGACAGCCUGAUUGGCUAUCACCAGCACAUCACAGUCGACAUCCUUUUCGCUCCCCAGUAGACCUUAUUGGAAGCAUAUCAAUCCUGGUGAAUCUAUAUCGCUGUGUGCGAUGAGGAGUAGAUCGUCCGAGACUCGACGACAUCACAGGAAACGUAACGAUGUAUCCGAUAUGCUGAGGCAUGAGAAACUCAGUUUCUCACCACAAUGCCGCAGUGCCAUCUCUUGUCACUGACAUUAGUCCUCCCCUUGCAUCUCCGUGUCAUGGGUGCCUUGCUGUGCAACAUUUUCUUCGAGAUUGGAGACAAUGCUUGCAAGGACUUGCCAUAUGCAGCCAAUUUUGUUAUAGUCUUUUUUGGAGUCUAUCAAACGGGGCUUUUUGUUUAUACUAUCUUCUUCAAUCUCUUCGCUUUUUUUUUUUUUUUUUUUUUUUUUUAAUACUAUGCUUUUACGGGGUCUACAGAACCAAACAAUAGAUGCAAAGAGGCUGAAGUUGUGUGACUUCGCGCAAAAUGUGAGGAGCUCUAAAAUGGUAACCUGAGGUUUUACUGCGCAUCUUUCAUGGAAAAAGAUAUGGACAGUUUUGUCGAAUUGUGAUAAAAAUGUUUUGAUUUUCUGCA
This is a messenger RNA of Physcomitrium patens, 3426 nucleotides long. RefSeq lists its product as uncharacterized. Lineage: Eukaryota; Viridiplantae; Streptophyta; Bryopsida; Funariales; Funariaceae. The record is from RefSeq and is a predicted model, not a curated record.